AUGUCUAACCGUACGAAGCGCAAGUUCGACAUUGACCCUACAGCUUCCGACCCGGAGGACGACGACUACGACGACGUCGACCGCGCGCCACCACAACGUCGCCGCGCAAAUCGAACACCGGGCACGAAGAAGCAGGGCAACAAGCGCCAGCGUCGUAUUUACAACGGCUCUGACAUCGACGACGACGACGACGACGUCAUCGAAGACGACUCCUUCACCGAACGGUCUGAGUCCGUCGAGCCUGAGGUCAACCCUGCAACAGGCCGCAGCGUGCGCCACGCGACGAAGAAGAAAGUCACGUACGAAGAGAGCGACGAAGACGAGAUAGAAAAUACGCCUUCUGAUAGCGAAGACGACAAGCCUCGAGGUACUGGACGAGGAAGGGCUAAACCAUCAAUUGAGGAGGUUGAGAAGCCGUCACUUAUUGUUAAACUGAAGAUGCCCGAGCAUGCCUUUGGCCGUGCGCUACGCACCCGUACAGGCAGCAAGUCUGCUGCUCCUCCGCGAGGGAGAACACCGGAAGUCGGUAUUACGCGGCGUAGUAGCCGCCUCUCACACGACGUUGAGGCGCCCAUGGUGGCGCUUUCAGACUCUGGUAAACAUGCAAAUGUUGUUCGAGAAGGCACGCGAACACCUGAGCCGUCGACCGCUCGAGCUACUAGAGGUGGCAAGGGUCCUAGAGUGCAGGCUCCAAGCACUAUCGAAGAAGCCUCCCAGGAAGUCUCAAUGAUCCGCGAAGAGGACAGUCCUGGUCCAAUCGACAUGUUGCUUGCAGGCGCUCAAAUGCAAGUUGAAUCUAGCGCACGAGAGUCACCUGAGCAGGAGGCUCAUGGAACUAAGGAAGAAGACCAUGACGAAGCGGGUAUGGAGGGCGUCAUACAAGAGUCGCAGCAGGACCGCGUUGCAGAUGAUUCUGACGACGACGAGGAAGGCCCUGUUACCCGCGGCGGCCGUAACCUACGGUCUCGAGCGACAUCACAGAAGCGCAAACGUGGUGCCGACGAAAGCAGUGAUUUCGAGCCAGUUGAUGUCGAUGCUGAAGGCGAGGAAGAGGAAAUGUCAGACUCGGACACUGGCAAGGGUAAGGCCACGGCUUCCGACAGCGGCUCAGGCUCCGCACGCAAGACUAGAGGUCGGACUCGACAGUCGCAAAGAAGCCGACGCAAUUCUUCUGACGAGGAGUCCGCGCUAGACCCCGACGAGUUGCAAGACGAACUGCAGGAGCUGAGUUCGAACAAAAGGCGCCGCCUGGGUAGACGUGUACCUGACAAGGACGUAUCGUAUGAAACAGGACCGAGGCGACGAGAGCGUAGAACGGUUGACUACAGGGUGGUUCGCCCUGAGCUCAACGCGGUCUUCGACAACGAUGACGAUGAUGGCCCAGCACCUUUGGCGAGCAAGUCUCGUUCUAAGGCAGGUGGUGGAGCGUUUGGUACACUAUUCAGUAAUCAGGGACCCUUCGGUGGAGGCCAGGUUGGCUUCGGACAAAAUGACGAUUCUGAUAGCAGUGAUGAGGAAGUUCAGAAGAUGCCCCGGCACUUUGGCAGUAUUGUCGGCAUGACGCCCACAGCAGCAACAGCACCUGGCUUUGGCGCAUUUCCACAGUCGCACAACAACGCAGCACAAGAAAAGGGUUCUGGUGGCGGGCCAGCCAACUUCGGCAGGAUCAAGGAUAAGAAAGCUUUGGCUGACGCUGAUCCACUUGGCGUCGACCCUAACGUCAAUUUCGACGGUGUCGGUGGCUUGGACGACCAUAUCAACAAACUCAAGGAGAUGAUCAUGCUGCCGUUACUGUACCCAGAGGUGUUCCAACGCUUCAAGAUUACUCCGCCUCGAGGUGUGCUCUUCCAUGGACCUCCGGGAACCGGUAAGACAUUGCUGGCUCGUGCUUUGGCCUCCAGCGUCAGUACCCAUGGCCAGAAGGUCACGUUCUAUAUGCGCAAAGGUGCCGACGCACUCAGCAAAUGGGUCGGUGAAGCAGAGAAGCAGCUGAGAACUCUCUUCGAGGAGGCACGGAAGACACAGCCUAGUAUCAUCUUCUUCGACGAGAUUGACGGUCUGGCACCCGUGCGAUCCAGUAAGCAGGAGCAGAUCCAUGCUUCCAUUGUCGCAACCUUACUUGCGCUCAUGGACGGCAUGGAUGGCCGUGGACAGGUUGUCGUCAUUGGCGCGACAAACAGACCUGACUCUGUUGACAACGCGCUACGACGUCCUGGUCGAUUCGACCGCGAGUUUUACUUCCCUCUACCCAAUGUAAUUGGACGUCGCGCUAUUCUUGACAUCCACACUAAGAACUGGGACCCACCUCUUGAUCCCAAGAUGAAGGAUCAGCUUGCGGAACUGACAAAGGGGUAUGGAGGUGCAGAUCUUCGUGCUUUGUGUACAGAAGCUGCUUUGAACGCCGUUCAAGGCACUUACCCGCAGAUCUACCAGUCCGAGAAGAAACUACUCAUUGAUCCUAGUGAGAUCAAGGUCCUUGCCAAGGAUUUCAUGGUGUCAGUAAACAAGAUGGUACCUUCGUCACAAAGAACCGCCACCGCUGCUGCCAAUCCGCUACCUAAGAGUAUUGAGCCUCUCCUGCGGAGACCACUCGCGGAUAUAAUCAAGCGCAUAAAUGAGCUUAUUCCCCGGAGGAAGCCACUCACUGCACUCGAGGAAGCAGAGUACGACGAUCGUGAGGACGAGAAGGGCUUCGAGCGUGAAACGACUAUGCGCACUUUUGAAAGCAGUCGAAUUUUUAGACCUCGCCUCCUCAUCACCGGAUUGCAGGGAAUGGGUCAACAGUAUUUGGGAGCAGCCCUGCUCAGCAAAAUUGAAGGUCUCCACGUGCAAUCAUUUGACCUGCCAACCAUUCUGGAAGACUCCACACGAUCUCCCGAGGCUGCUAUCACACAACUAUUCACCGAAGUCCGACGUCACAAGCCUAGUGUGAUUUACAUACCGGCUGUGGACGUGUGGUACAAUACGCUACCUCCAGCAGCUACGAAAACUUUCAAGCUACUGUUGCGCAGUAUUGGUGCCAACGAAGCAAUCAUGCUGCUGGGUGUCAUGGAGCUCGAAGACCUUGAAACCAGACCUGACCGGCAAUUGCUGGUUGACCUCUUCGGUUUUUCCCUCAACAACCAAUUUGAGCUGAAUCGCCCAGAUCACGAGGGACGCGCCGAGUUCUUCACUUCCAUCAGCCAUUACAUCCGCAUGUCUCCCGCCGACUUUCCGGACCUUGAUAACCGGAAGAAGCGAGUCCUUCCUGUUCUUGAGCCAGCACCGAUUAUUGAGCCGGUUUUGGAUCCCAAGGAAAUCGCUGCUCGAGAAAAGGCACAGAGAAAACAAGACCAAUUGACACUCAACAAGCUGAAGGGUGUGAUUCAACCGAUCAUGGACAACCUCAAGAAAAAGCACAGAAGGUUCUUUAAGCCGGUCUUAGAUCCUGCUUGGUACGCAUACCUUAUCGAUGAGCAGAAUCCGAAUCGUGUCACCAGUGAUCUCGAUCGUGAACAGCAGGAGGCAGAAGGCAUGACUCGGCCUUGGGAGACAUCAAAGGACAACAAAGGCGUGGAUGUCCUGCUACACGUCGAGAGCGGGAACAAAUACUACAACCUUGAUCUAUCGCAGAUCGAGCAGCGCCUUUCGAACGGAUACUACAAACGCCCAAAAGACUUCCUGUUCGAUGUUAAGACCCUAGCAAAGGACUCCAGAACGUUCCAGGAUGUGGAGCGAACGCUAAAGGCCAACGAGAUGGUCGCGAACGUUGAGGUCGACAUAGAUUCUUGGUUCACCGGCAGCGACGCUCAAUAUCCGUGGUUAACGAAAGAGUGCGAUGCUUUGUACGAGCGUGAGCUCCAGCGUUCGAAAAAGGCACAAGAGAAGCGAAGGAAGGCAAUCGCAGAAGGCGAGGAAGUGCCACCUGAUGUCGCACCGGUGCCGCCUGAGCAGUCGCAUACAACAGCUGAGACUUCUGGGCCUAUCGUACUGGGUGAGCCCAUCCCUCGUUACCCUCCGCUCACACCUUUGCGGGCACAUCAUAACGGAUCACUAUCCAACGGCACGAGCGCAGGGUAUAGUGGGGAGCACCAAAACGGAUCAACAGUGCCAUCGCGUGUGGCAGAUGACGACUCCGUUAUGCCCGAUAGUCAGCUUGACGUCACUGCUAGUACGCAGGCCGACUUACAGUAUCAAACGCCUAGUAGGCCCAACACGCAGCUGACGCAGAGGUCGCAAUUAUCAGCACGGACAUUCGUCAACCCAAACAUGCUUCCUCACGACUACCACAACAGCGCCAGUACUACAACAUCCGGCAACCAAACCUCCAAGCGCUCUUCAGACAACAAGUUCCCCACUCAAAGCAGUAAUGGUGUAAGCCAUGUUGGGCUACCCGAAUUCAUUGCUCCUGCUGGCGGAUCGCAGCUGCCAGACACACAAGGUAUGGCAGACUCCUUCUACCGUCGAUUCGAGCUCGAUCCACCCUUCUUCCCCGGGUACUCAGCUAACUCGAGUUUCGACACAGAACAGCAAUUCCAUAGUCAACACUCCGGAUCGCCACCAUCUCAAGCCUCUCAACCUUCUCAACCGUCUCAAAUGCCUGCGCCUGCACCGCCAGCCCACAAAUCGAACAUCGUCGACAUCCUUGCCGAGCCACAACCAGAGCCCCAGCUUAUCUUGGAUGAUUCAUCUCUGAUCCAGCUUCAUAGCAAACUGGUUACCUCUUCGUCGGGCUGCUCGCUCGAACAACUCGAGCAGAUCAACGCCGCGCUCAUGGACACCAUCUGGCAGAAUCGCAGAGAGUACAACCGUAACAAGGUUAUUACCGCUGUAGCUGACGCAUUCAAUGUCAUCAUUGAAGAUAUCGAAGCUAUCCAAAAAAUCCUCAAGCAAAGCCAGGACGAGGAAGGCGAUCAGCAUCAGAUGCAGUAUGGCUUUGACCCUAGCCAAGCAGCUCCUUAUACGCAGGCGGCCAGGAGCGAUUACUACACGCAGCCUUGA
Molecule: messenger RNA, 4980 nt
Organism: Boeremia exigua
Lineage: Eukaryota; Fungi; Ascomycota; Dothideomycetes; Pleosporales; Didymellaceae
Exons: 1
Coding region: 1-4980 (1659 amino acids)
Biological process (GO): positive regulation of transcription by RNA polymerase II
Cellular component (GO): nucleus
Molecular function (GO): histone binding; ATP binding; ATP hydrolysis activity
Source: RefSeq, a predicted model, not a curated record